GAAAGAAUAUAACAAAGCAAACCCUCCUCAUCUUCAAAUAUGCUUACAAUUCCACAACAAUCUCCACAAUCCACCUUCGAACAAAACUACAGAAACAUAAGCAGUCUCCUUCUCUCCGCAACCAGAUCAAGAACACUCCGUGACGGCAUACAACUUCACGCUCACAUAAUCAAACUAGGCCUCCAAACAAUCCCGAUCAUAUCCCACUAUUUAAUCAACUUCUACUCCAAAACCCAGCUCCCGAUCGACUCGCAACGCGUUUUCGAACAAACCCAGAUCAAAACAUCAACCACUUGGAGUUCUGUUAUCUCCUCUUUCGCCCAGAACGAACUCCCGGUUCUUGCGUUACAGUAUUUUAAAAAAAUGAUUGCUUUUGGUGUUCGUCCUGAUGAUCAUAUAUUUCCCAGUGCUACUAAAGCGGCUGCGAUUCUUUCGAGUUAUGAUGUGGGACGGUGUGUGCAUUGUUACGCGGUGAAGAUUGCUUAUGAUAGUGAUGUGUUUGUUGCGAGUUCGGUGGUGGAUAUGUAUGCUAAAUGUGGGAGGAUUGGAGAUGCACGUAAGAUGUUUGAUGAAAUGCCUGUGAGGAAUGUGGUGUCUUGGAGUGGGAUGAUUUAUGGGUAUGCUCAGUUGGGGGAGAAUGAAGAGGCUUUGUGGUUGUUUAAACAAGCUUUGUUUGAGAGAUUUGAGGUUAAUGAUUUUACGUUUACGAGUGUUAUUAGAGUUUGCGGUAACACAACGCUUCUCGGGUUGGGAAAACAGCUACACGGAUUGUGUUUAAAACUGAGCUUUGGUUCGUCUAGCUUUGUCGGGAGUUCUUUGAUUUCCAUGUAUUCCAAGUGUGGAGUCAUCGAGCUGGCUUAUCUUGUUUUCGAUGAGAUACCCGUUAGGAAUUUAGGCAUGUGGAAUGCGAUGCUAAUGGCGUGUGCUCAACAUUCGCAUACUAAUAACGUAUUUGAUUUAUUUAAACAAAUGGAAUCCAGUAACAUGAAACCGAAUUUCAUAACUUUUUUAGGCAUUCUUUAUUCAUGUAGUCAUUCGGGGUUAGUCGAAAAGGGGAAGUAUUAUUUCAACCUGAUGAAACAAUACGGGAUCGAACCGAGUGAUCAACAUUACGCGUCUAUGGUGGACAUACUCGGACGCGCUAACAAAGUACAAGAAGCGCUCGCGAUUAUAGAAGAAAUGCCGAUGCAGCCUACAGAAUGCGUAUGGGGCGCGUUGUUGACCGGAUGUAGACUUCACGGAGAUACGGAAUUAGCAGCGUAUGCCGCUGACAAAGUGUUUGAAUUAGGCUCGGUGGGGUCGGGUAUGUACGUUUUGUUAUCAAACGCGUAUGCUGCAGCCGGAAGAUACGAAGAUGCAGCUAGAGCCCGGAAGAUGUUGAGGGACACAGGGGUGAAAAAGGAAACGGGUUUAAGUUGGGUCGAGGAGGGUAAUAUCGUCCAUACUUUUUGUUCAGGUGAUAGACGUCAUUUUAGAUCGAACGAGAUUUAUAACAAGUUGGAGGAGUUGGAAGAUGAAAUGGAGAAAAUUGGUUAUGUUGCAGAUACGAGUCACGUAUUGAAAGAAGUGGGUGACGAAGAGAAAAAUAUGGCGAUUAGAUAUCAUAGUGAAAGAAUAGCCAUCGCGUUUGCUUUGAUUACUUUUAAGGACGAUAGGCCAAUUAGAAUUAUGAAGAAUUUGCGUAUUUGUGGUGAUUGUCACACUGCGAUAAAGUUUAUGUCGAAAUGUUGUGGAAGAGUGAUCAUAGUGAGGGAUAAUAACCGAUUUCAUCGGUUUGAAGAUGGGAAAUGUUCUUGCAGUGAUUAUUGGUGAUCAAAAAGACAUGAUGAUGUUAUUAUGAUCAAAAUUUUGCUCUAACAUGAUUUAUGAUUGUUCAAAUAAAAAGUAAAAACUAUUUACUAUUGAGA
Messenger RNA from Helianthus annuus (common sunflower), 1907 nucleotides. Its product is annotated as putative pentatricopeptide repeat-containing protein At5g52630. Gene Ontology annotation, biological process: RNA modification. Gene Ontology annotation, molecular function: zinc ion binding; protein binding; RNA binding. Lineage: Eukaryota; Viridiplantae; Streptophyta; Magnoliopsida; Asterales; Asteraceae. The record is from RefSeq and is a predicted model, not a curated record. The transcript has a single exon. The coding region runs from base 40 to 1812 and encodes 590 amino acids.